Molecule: messenger RNA, 1562 nt
Organism: Coccomyxa subellipsoidea C-169
Lineage: Eukaryota; Viridiplantae; Chlorophyta; Trebouxiophyceae; Coccomyxaceae
Exons: 7
Coding region: 291-1562 (423 amino acids)
Biological process (GO): regulation of mitochondrial mRNA stability; mitochondrial RNA processing; chloroplast rRNA processing
Cellular component (GO): ribonucleoprotein granule; mitochondrial matrix
Molecular function (GO): RNA binding
Source: RefSeq, a predicted model, not a curated record
GAGCGAUCGCGGUGCUUGCAAGGCGUCAACACAGGCGAUGAAAAGUUUGUGACGUUAGCAACCUACUUCACUUUCGUGUCGGGCAGUGGAGCAGGCUGAUCUUCAAAAACUGCGUUGAAGCCGGUAGAGAGUGGUUGUCGUACUUGUGCUCCUGCCUUCCGUGCGAUCUCCUGCACAGACCAUUGCUUCUCGAAAUCAAACCUACCAAGUACAGGACGAGAGCGCCUCGAUUUGGCUUCGAUAUUCCUGACACCAAGAGGAAGCUGCGGCGACGCGCGCGUUGAGAACGGAUGGCGAAAACGUGGAGAACAGGCCCCUUGUCUAAUUCCUCCACUUCCAAAGUGGUGCAACGGGCUGAUUGCCUGGGAGCUCAGAAGGGAAAUGCAGGGCUUGUGCAAUUGCAAAGCAGGCAGCCUCGCCAGGGGUUUAAUCGGCCCAGUGCACUGCUUACAAGCUCUCCCCAGCAGCCUGCAGCCGUCCGGGGCUGCCCUGUGACGAUAGAUGCCAGCAGCGCAGGCAGCAUCAACCUGCGCUUGAAGCUCUGCGCGCAGUGGAGCGAUGUGGCCAAGGUCAUUGACGACUUUGGCGACUCGCUGGGCGCCAGUAAUGUGGCGUAUGCCCUCUUCCGCCUGGGCUGCCUCUACUGCUUCAUGUCGGUGCAGAGGAAGGAGGCCCUGGAGAGGUCUGGAAUGCCGGAGGCUCUUUUGAAGAGAACUAGCGACAAGGUUGCCUCGUUCUGCGCCUCGGAUGUCACCUUUGCGCUGGACGGCAUGGCUCGGCUGAGGAUGCAGCCGGAGACUCCCCUGCUGGAUGCCCUCGCCGACAAGGUGGCAGCAGAAGCAGCAAGCCUGCAGCCGUCGCAGGUGCCGCUGAUACUGUGGGCGUUUGCAAGCCUGGGCUACUGCCCGGUGGUGGCGGUGCUGUCAGUGCUGGAGGCGCAGGUCAGGAGGUGCAGCACGCAGAUAACGGCACAGGGUGUGUCCCUGGUGCUGUCGGCCUGUGCUGGGCUGAAGCACACACCGGAGCGGGGCACUCUGGCAUGCCUGUCGGCCGCCAUGCGCAGGAGCCUGGCCGCCUUCAAGCGCCAGGAGCUGGCCUCCUCCCUCGAGGCCUUCAAGGCCUUCAACUACCACCCCGGCAACGAGCUCCUCAAGGCCAUUGCAAGGCAGGCGGGGCUGACGCUGUCGCCAGCAGCGCUGCAGCCGGAGAGCAGGGAGGUGGCCAACAACGUGGUGGCCACCGGCGGCAGCUCCCGCGCAGCUUCCCCGCUGGCCGCCAUCCGGGAUCGCGGUGCGGCCGCGGCCGAGCGCUUCCUUGCGCGCCAGGCCAGCAGCGGCACACUCGCUGCUAUCACUGCCAGAGAGGUGCAGCGGAGGGCGGGUCAGGCAGUGCAGAGCAUGAGGGAGGGGCUGAGUCAGGGACUGGGCUCAAGCGUGGACGACUGGAUGUAUGAGUUUGGCGAGCGCAAGAAGCCCGAGCUGCAGCCGUCUUUGCUGGCCGAGCGCCUCGAUAGCUGGAGAUUUGGCAAGGGCGGUGUCAGCGGGCCUCAAGUCAAUGUAUGA